This is a messenger RNA of Elgaria multicarinata webbii, 422 nucleotides long. Its product is annotated as NADH dehydrogenase [ubiquinone] 1 beta subcomplex subunit 3-like. Gene Ontology annotation, biological process: mitochondrial respiratory chain complex I assembly; electron transport chain. The coding region runs from base 21 to 332 and encodes 103 amino acids. The record is from RefSeq and is a predicted model, not a curated record. NCBI's taxonomy places the organism in Eukaryota, Metazoa, Chordata, Lepidosauria, Squamata, Anguidae. Gene Ontology annotation, cellular component: mitochondrion. The transcript has a single exon.
UUAAGGUCUCUGAAGUUCUGAUGAAAGGACACUGGGCAGCCAGAAGCAUGGGACAUGGACAUGAACACAAAAAAUUGGAGCUUCCUGAUUAUAGACAAUGGAAGAUAGAAGGUACUCCCUUACAGGAUGUCCAAGAAAGGUUGGCUCGGCGGGGUCUCAGGGAUCCAUGGCUUCGCAAUGAAGCAUGGAGGUUCGUGGGUGGCUUUGCAAAACCUGUCACUUUCAUGGAAGUUAUGGGCAAAGGAUUCAAAUGGGGAUUUGCAGCCUUUGUGGUAGCUCUCGCAGUUGAGUAUACACUUUUCCCUGCGAAGAAAGAUGGCGGGCAUCACUGAAGGCCAUUUGUUUUCUGUUCUAAGUUAUGUAUCAAUAGUGUUUUCUGACUUUGCAUGGAAAGAUGUAUAUUAAAGUUCUUCAAUAAAAAA